UCUGCAGUCUGGUCUGCAGUCUGCUCCUCCCCUUUCCUGGCAUGUGUCCAUAGUGCGCUCCUGCUCUGCAGUCUGGUCUGCAGUCCAGUCCUAUCUGCUGUAGUAUGUCCGCAGUCUCUGGUCACCCCACUGUGUCCACAGUCUCUUGUCAUCUCCUGUACUGUGUCCGCAGUCUGUGGUCAUCCCCUGUACUGUGUCCGCAGUCUGUGGUCAUCUCCUGUACUGUGUCCGCAGUCUGUGGUCAUCUCCUGUACUGUGUCCGCAGUCUGUGGUCAUCUCCUGUACUGUGUCCGCAGUCUCUGGUCAUCUCCCCUGUACUAUGUCCGCAGUCUCUGGUCAUCUCCUGUACUGUGUCCGCAGUCUCUGGUCAUCUCCUGUACUGUGUCCGCAGUCUCUGGUCAUCCCCUGUAGUAUGUCCGCAGUCUCUGGUCAUCUCCUGUACUGUGUCCGCAGUCUCAGGUCAUCUCCUGUACUGUGUCCGCAGUCUCUGGUCAUCUCCUGUACUGUGUCCGCAGUCUCUGGUCAUCCCCUGUAGUAUGUCCGCAGUCUCUGGUCAUCCCUGUAGUAUGUCCGCAGUCUCUGGUCAUCUCCUGUACUGUGUCCGCAGUCUCAGGUCAUCUCCUGUACUGUGUCCGCAGUCUCAGGUCAUCUCCUGUACUGUGUCCGCAGUCUCUGGUCAUCUCCUG
Staurois parvus is the source of this 686-nucleotide messenger RNA. The record is from the annotation of a GenBank genome assembly. NCBI's taxonomy places the organism in Eukaryota, Metazoa, Chordata, Amphibia, Anura, Ranidae.